AUGGCAGAUAUAAUGGACAGAUCCACCACGAUCGGCUUGUCAGCAUGGAUCAACUUGGCAGGACGUGUACGCCAUUGCCGUAAAAAUGGUGUUAGGGUUGUCUGUGUGACUGGAGCAGGGGGAUGCAUUGCAUCAUGGCUUGUCAAGAAUCUCCUUGAAAGAGACGAGAGAAAAUGUGGGCCUGUGUUGAAUUUACCAGGGGCACAAGAGAGGCUGAAGCUCUUCCAAGCGGAUCUCUUGGAAGAGGGCAGCUUCGAUUCUGCAGUGGAGGGCUGUCAAGGAGUCUUUCAUUUAGCCAGUCCCAUAGCUGGUGAUAAAGAGAACACGCCGGAGGAUUAUAUUGUGGGCGGUGUAAAUGGAGUAUUGAAUGUUAUGAGAGCUUGCACAAAAGCUAAAUCUGUUAGGCGAGUCGUUUUCACCUCAUCUCUUUCAGCAGCCUGUCCGCUGAGUGAUAAGGGGGAAUUAGCUUCUUCAUGUCUAGAUGAAUCAUGUUGGAGCCCUAUCGAUUUCCUCAAAUCUCACACAAAUAAACUGGCCUGGUAUAUGGCGGCCAAGACUUUAGCGGAACAAGAGGCUCUUAAAUACGGUGCUCAUAACGAGCUUGAGGUGGUGACUAUCCUGCCACCGAUUGUGCUUGGCCCUUGGUUUACAGAGAUGCCUGGUUUUUCAUCUUCGCAAACAGUACUAUCGCUUAUUAAAGGAAAUGAUUGGUAUGAUGAAGCAUUGAAGUUUAUUCAAUUCACAAUGGGCUCCAUUGCAGUAGCUCAUAUUGAUGAUGUUAGUAAUGCCCAUAUAUUUUUUAUGGAGCAUCAUAAUGCACAAGGUUGUCAUGUAUGUUCCAUCGAUUCUAAGAGAAUCGUUUCUCUCAAAGAUUUUAUUGCUAAACAAUUAUAUAUCUCGCUCACGUUAGAUAAGGAAGAUCUAAAUAAUAGCUAUUUACCUAUAUCUUCAAAGAAAUUGUUGGCUAUGGGAUUCUCUUACAAGUAUAGUUUGGAACAAGCUUUUGACGAGAGCAUAGAUUGCUCCAUUAAGAAAGGAGUUUUGAAGUUGUAA
Messenger RNA from Cryptomeria japonica (Japanese cedar), 1053 nucleotides. Its product is annotated as putative anthocyanidin reductase. The coding region runs from base 1 to 1053 and encodes 350 amino acids. The record is from RefSeq and is a predicted model, not a curated record. Lineage: Eukaryota; Viridiplantae; Streptophyta; Pinopsida; Cupressales; Cupressaceae. Gene Ontology annotation, molecular function: oxidoreductase activity, acting on the CH-OH group of donors, NAD or NADP as acceptor. The transcript is spliced from 6 exons.